CAGAACGCAACUAUUGUCAUCAUCAGUCAAUAUAUUUUCUUUCAUUUUUCACCAAAUUAAAUUUCUUGUAGACUUAACCCGACAUGGCUGCCGAAAUUGGUAGAACCCAGUCGACGGAAGCGAUAAACAAACAGUUGUUAGAAAACCAGUCGUAUCUUUACGAUGAAAAUCAAAAACUCCAAGAAAACGUUAAUAAGCUAUCUAAACAUUUGGAAGAUUUAAGAAGAAGUACGGUAGAUCCUAAAGUUCUAGAACAUCUUUUAUCGGAAAAGCAAAAUCUCAUCGCGAUCAACGAAACUUUAAAGAAAAAAAUUAAAGAUAUCAAAAGCUUGCCGCCCAAUCUCAAUAAAGGUGAUUUAGAAAGACAAAAAGUCGAGAAACAAGAAUUACUGAAGUCUAUAGACGAAUUGGAUGUUAUUCUUACACGAAUUAAUAAUAGGCCGGAAGCAUUUGAAGUAACACUGCCUAAAAAGAGUACGGUGCAAGAAUUAUACGAUACCUUAACAAGAAGAUUAGAGGAUGAACAGAAAAGAUCAGAUGAAACUGUUGAAACUAUAAGGCGAUUGAGAGACGAUGAUGAAAAGAUGAUAUUAAAAGAUAAAAUAACCGAUUUAAAACAGCUAAUCACAGACUUGGAAGUUGAAAAUACCAAGUUAAAAUUUGAAGCUGAACAACUUUCAGAAGAUGUUCAAAGACAUAAAAAUCAAUUAUCAGAAGCAUCUCAGGAAAUAAGUGGCCUUAAAAAGGACAAAAGUGUGUUGGAAAUCGAAAUUGAUCAUCUUAAACAGGUAAUAUCAGAUUUGGAGCAUGAAAAGCUUAAUCUAAAAAAGGAUAUGAUCGAAGAACUUACCGAAGCAAAUAGGGCAAAACGUGUUUCCGCAGAUACCGAAAUAGCUCUUCAACAAAUCUCGGAAGCGUACGAAAAUAAAAGAAAAGAAGUGGCCAGAUAUCAAAAACAAUUAGAUGAGGCUAAUGGCAUAAUAAAAGCUUUUAAAGACCAAUUUGAGAAGCAAAAUGAUCUAGAAUAUUGAAAGAAAACAAAAAAAUGUUAUUGUAAAUUGUAUUUGUCAUAUAAUAAUAAGGUUACAAUGAUUUUUUUAA
Sitophilus oryzae (rice weevil) is the source of this 1101-nucleotide messenger RNA. RefSeq lists its product as uncharacterized. NCBI's taxonomy places the organism in Eukaryota, Metazoa, Arthropoda, Insecta, Coleoptera, Curculionidae. The record is from RefSeq and is a predicted model, not a curated record. Bases 84 to 1031 code for a protein of 315 amino acids. The transcript is spliced from 2 exons.